AUGCUCAAAUUAGGAAUUCCCUUCACACCAUUUUUUCAACCAGAUGAUCAUACUGACCAGUGGUAUCUACUAACGCGUGUAUCAAUUCCCUCGACAAAAUCAGUCGUAAAAACACGUUUGGAUUAUAUUUUUUUAUUGAUUUUUAUUCUUAUGUGUGAUAUGUGCUCAACUACCUCGAUUAACAUACCAUUCACUAACACUAAUAUUACUGAUAAGAACCAUGAAGUUAGUAGAGUUAUUAAUAGUACUAGUAAUAAUAAUCACAAUGGUGUAAAUGAGAAAUCUUUUGCGAAAAGAUUAGUUACCAGAUCUUUCUCAUUAUUAUCUGCCUCACUAAUGUAUGAUAAUUCACAGUCACUGGCAUACUUAACUCCAAUCACAUUCACUGUAAAUGAAAAUACACCGAUUUCAACUAUUAUUGGUUAUAUACCAGAAUUAAUUUAUCCCUCGCUUACAAGAGACAUUAAAUUUACACUUCCACAGAAUACAUUUUUUGAAAUUGACUCUAAGGGCAGCCUACGUGUUAUCGGUGAGCUAGACAGAGAUGAUAAUCCUCAGUUAUGCAUUGAACCAGGCUAUCCACAACAGUGUAUAUGGAGUAGUUUUGCUAUUACAACAGACGGUCAGUAUAUUGGGCUACGGAUAACAAUUAAUGAUCUAAAUGAUAACAUUCCUAAAUGGCCUCAAUUAUUUAUUGUAAUUAAUGUACAGGAAGAAGUGAAAAUUAAACAGAAUUUUGAACUCCCUCUUGCUAAUGACCCCGAUUAUGGCAUAAAUUCAAUUCAGGAAUAUAAACUAAGAGUUAAUGAAGCAGAAGCUAAAUACUUUAAGUUAAUUGUAGAGAAGAAUAGUGUUAAAAAUUUAAGUUUGUUCAAUUUUCACUUGGUAUUAAGUGUCAUUGGAACAUUAGACCGUGAACGUCAAGCAUGGUAUAAUUUAAGUUUGUUAGCGAUAGAUGGUAGUAAACCAUAUAAUACAGGUACGCUUGAAAUAACUAUUCACAUAACUGAUGAGAAUGAUCAUUCACCGAUCUUUUCAAGUCAAUUCUACCAAGCUGUAAUAUCUGAAGAUUUGGAGAUAGGCAGUAUGAUAUAUCUAUCAGAAAAUAAUGAAACAUUGGACAAUAUUGACCCAUUAGGCAUUCUUAGUGAUGAUUCAUCAACUAAGCAUAUUAAAAAGUAUCAAAUACAUGCUACAGAUCCUGAUGAAGGCAUAAAUGGUGAAAUUGAAUACUACUAUGCAACUUCAACACCUAAAUCAGUACUAGAAAAUUUUGAAUUGGAUAAGCAUACAGGUUUAUUAUAUAUAGCUAAAGCAUUGAAUUAUGACAUUGGACCAAAUGAAUGGAACUUUCAAGUGAUUGCAUCAGAUAAAGGACGUCCAGCCAGAUCAAGUACUACCACUGUAGCAAUUCGCCUAAAUGAUGCUAAUACACAUGCACCGACAAUUAAAUCACGCAUACAAUUGACAGAGAAUUAUAAAACACAUUUAAAAAGGUUGAAUGUAGACUAUUCACUUAACAAUGAGAGUAUAUUACACAUACCAGAGAAUGUAAAACAUACAAAUGAACCAUUGGUUGUAUUAACAGUUAGUGAUAAAGAUACAGGCUUAGGUGGAUCAUUUCUAUGUUAUCUGAAUUCCUUUGACAGCAAAUCCUUUCUUAAAGCUGAUAAUAUAAUGAAUAUACCAAAUCAUAUUGAUUCUAAUGAUUAUAUAGUUAGUCAGUUGAAUAGAGAAGAGUUUCGCCUAGAUUUCACUGGAAAAUUACCUAAAUGGAAAGUAUAUAGUUUAUAUGCUAUUACAACAUUUGACCGUGAAUAUGAUCCAAUACGUCAACUGCAUAUAAUAUGCACAGAUGAUGGUUCUCCGAAAAUGACAUCCACAUAUACAUUGACAGUUUAUAUUGCAGAUGAAAAUGAUAAUCCACCAGAAUUCACUGAGGAUCAAUAUAAAAUUCAUGUUUUGGAGGAGAAUCAACCUAAUUCAACUGUUGGCAGAAUCUUAGCCACUGAUAAGGAUGCUGAUCAAAAUGGCAAGGUGAACUACAAAAUAGAGUGGUCAAAUCAGUAUAAACACUACCAAAAUCUAUUCGCUCUAACACAAGAUGGAAAACUGAUUGCUACACAAAGUUUGGAUAGAGAACGUGUUCCAAAUGGGUAUCACUUCAUGGUGGUUGCAUUUGAUUCAGGUGAGCCUAGUUUAUCAGCUUCUACAAAAAUUCAUGUAAUAUUGGAUGAUAUCAAUGACUGCGUACCUACAUUCUCUCAGUCUGAGUAUAACUUUACCAUAGAUGAAGAUUUUAUGCAAAAUUAUACUGGAUCAAGGCUAAUUGGCAUGGUAACUGCAACUGAUUGUGAUAUAGGAUUAAAUGGAAUGUUAAUCUAUUCCAUUCUUGAUCCUGGCCUACCAUUUGAGAUCAAUAACCAUGGUCUUCUUAAGACAAAUCAUCUCAUCGAUAGAGAGUCUCAUUCAACCUACCAGUUCACAGUUAUAGUCACUGAUGGCGGUGUUCAUCCACCAACUAAGUAUCCAUCACAUGAAAAUUAUCAAAUUGAUGACUAUGAAGGAGAAAUUUAUGAGUCCAUUAACUAUCCAGUGAAAUCUCAUAUAAAAAAUAAAAUUCAUACAACUGCAGUUUCUGUUCGUAUAUUCAUUUCAGAUCUUAAUGACAACGCGCCAAUAUUUGUUUAUCCUAAUACAACUGUAUUCAAAGUUCGAUUGUCUAUACACGAGAAGAAAGGAUUUAUAAUAACACGUUUGGUGGCCGUUGACAAAGAUUCAGGGCAAAACGGUGAAAUAUACUAUAGUCUCCUGAAAGCAGAUCCCAAGCAUAUAUUUGGACUACGUCAUGACACUGGAGAGAUUAUUGUGACAAAUACUAUUGAAAAAUCUGAAGAGGUUUCCACUAUCUUAUCUAUACAAGCCUCAGAUCGUGGUAAUCCUCCAAGAUCCAGUAAAAUUGAUGUUGAAAUCAUUAUAGCAGAUACACCACCGAUUGGUAGAAGUUUUGGAAGACUAGAUGAAUAUCAAUUAGCUAAUUUAAAAUCACUCGGUUUAAUUGGUAUCACAGAAGUGGAUAAUUCUGGUGCAAUUGAAUUGAAUAAAUUAAUUAUGAUGUGUAUUGUAGUUUCUACAACUGUGCUAUGCAUUAUUUUAAUAUUCACUAUUGGAUUAUUUGCUAAACGUACAAGUUGUCGAAAACUUUUUACACCACAAAGACAUAGCAGUUGUAUCCAAAAUAGGUCGCAAAAUGACAGAAAAAAACUUCCUGAUGUUAUUUGUAAAGAUCCAGCAAACAGUGUUGAUCAGAUGGGUGAACUGGAAGAGGAAAGAAAGAAUUUGAAAGAGCCUAAUUCAAUUGAACUCUGCGAUGUGUUAUCCCAUGUACAAUAUAAUCAUUAUCAAGAAGUGGAGAGGAAAAGUUCCUUAGUACCUAAAACAUUCAAUACCCUUACAAAUGCUGUGAAACUUGACCACUUACUUCAAUCCGUAAAUCAUGACAGCAUAAAUGGUCCUGACAAUGAUGCCGGUGAUGAUAAUAAUAUGAAUAAAUCUGCAUUAACAAAUUUACACUGUGAUAACUCUAAUUCACCCGAUAUCAACAUCAACUUACCUUUUUAUACAAGCGGUAAUUGUAAAAAUAAUACAACUCUAUUUAUGGGUCAUUUGGAAUGCAAUCACCCGAUUACAUCUAAUGAUACAAUACAACUUCAUCCAGAAAAUCUCUGUCUAUCAGAAAUCAACUCAGAUCCGCCAACAUCUUAUCCACAGGACGCAGUUAUGACUCUUCCUAGAGUAUGCGCAAUUCAUGGUGCACCUGGGACUGCAAUGAAACUGUUAGCACUUCCAUUAAAUGAUUCCUCUUAUCUUGGUUGUCCUGAAAUACACAGAAAUUUGUGCAUCUCACCACUGAAUGAUGCACCUACAAUCGAUUCAGAUGUUGACUCUGGUCGAGGUGGUAGUGUAAAUAAUAUUGGCAGUUCACCAAACAGUGAACAAUUUACUCAUCAUCCUAAUAUGCCUUCCGGUAAAUCAGACGCUACAAUAUUCCCAGUUCAUUAUGUAACCGGUAAUUUAAAUUUCAGUUUGAUUCCAGUAAGUACAGGCACAAAUUUAAGCCUAAACCCCUCUACAUCUUCCAAUCCAACUGUUCUAUUACCCUUAUCUGAACUAGAAGAUGCUUCAUCAGCAUCCACUCCGGUUAGUGCAAGAAAGUAUUCCAAAGUAACUGGUGACAAACUAAAAGUUACAUUUGCAGAAACACUGAGUGAAGAGGAAACACUAUCCCAACCAAACACUUCACUGGAAAGUUCAAAAACUAUUAUACAUUACCCUUCAUCAAUUUCUUCUGAUCCAGUUAAAAAGGAAAAAGGUCCUUGGAGGCUGAUUCAAUGUGCAUCAAAUAAUGUUAAAUUAUAA
Messenger RNA from Heterobilharzia americana, 4419 nucleotides. The record is from the annotation of a GenBank genome assembly. NCBI's taxonomy places the organism in Eukaryota, Metazoa, Platyhelminthes, Trematoda, Strigeidida, Schistosomatidae.